Molecule: messenger RNA, 858 nt
Organism: Aureobasidium namibiae CBS 147.97
Lineage: Eukaryota; Fungi; Ascomycota; Dothideomycetes; Dothideales; Saccotheciaceae
Product: concanavalin A-like lectin/glucanase
Exons: 2
Biological process (GO): fungal-type cell wall organization; carbohydrate metabolic process
Cellular component (GO): fungal-type cell wall
Molecular function (GO): hydrolase activity, hydrolyzing O-glycosyl compounds; glycosyltransferase activity
Source: RefSeq, a predicted model, not a curated record
UCGAACAUCAUCUCAGCCUCCCGAACAACAACCAUGGCAAGCUUCCUCAAGACAGCAGCGCUCGUGCUGGCCGCGACCGCUGUCUCAAAGGUCUCAGCUCAGACUUUCUCCUCUUGCAACCCAUUGUUCAAUACGACUUGCACACCAAACACUGCCUUUGGCACGUGGCACGACUGGAACUUCACAGACUCGACCAUCGCCGACAACAAAAUCUGGAACACAACUGGUGGUCGUCAACCCGACUACACUGAUGUCGGCGCUCAGUUCACGAUUGGCGGCAGAGGCGACAGUCCAACACUCGAAUCCAACUUCUACAUCUUCUUUGGCCAGGUAUCGGUCAUCAUGAAGGCCGCACCAGGCGUCGGUAUCGUCUCCUCGGUCGUUCUUGAAUCCGAUGACCUCGACGAGGUUGAUUGGGAGUGGCUCGGUGGAAACAACACAAGCGUCGAGACAAACUACUUUGGCAAGGGCAACACAACCUCAUACGAUCGCGCCAUCUACUACGAUGUCGACGAUGUGACUGGAACGAUACACAACUACACCCUCGACUGGACAAAAGAGCAGCUACAAUGGAUCGUGGACGACAAAGUGUUGCGCACCUUGAAGUACGGAGAUGCCCUCAAUGGCAAAAACUACCCGCAAACACCCAUGAAACUCAAGAUCGGUAUCUGGGCUGGAGGUGAUCCGGAGUCAAACUCCAACGGAACAGUCGAAUGGGCAGGCGGUGUCGUCGACUACCACCAAACACCCUUUACCAUGACCAUGGAACGCGUCUACGUAGCCGACUACAGCUCUGGCAGCACCUACACCUACGGCGACAACACUGGUUCCUGGCAAUCCAUCAAGAUCGCCGAGGGC